Molecule: messenger RNA, 822 nt
Organism: Brassica oleracea var. oleracea
Lineage: Eukaryota; Viridiplantae; Streptophyta; Magnoliopsida; Brassicales; Brassicaceae
Product: heavy metal-associated isoprenylated plant protein 26-like
Exons: 5
Coding region: 68-784 (238 amino acids)
Molecular function (GO): metal ion binding
Source: RefSeq, a predicted model, not a curated record
UUCCUUCCGACUCUGGUCUCCGUCUACUUUCCUUCUCCCCACUACUUCCUCACUAAACCGAGUCACCAUGAGCAAGAACAACAACAAAAGAGAUGGCGGCGGUGAGAAGAAGACGGCGUCUAUCACCGUCGUUUUGAAGGUCGACAUGCAUUGCGAUGGCUGCGCUUCAAAACUCGUUAAAACCGUUCGUGCUAUCCAAGGCGUUGAGACGGUGAAAGCAGAGUCAGAGAGUGGGAAAGUAACGGUGACCGGGGAUGUAGAUCCGGCUAAACUCCGGGAGCAACUUGAAGUGAAGAUAAAGAAGAAAGUCGAGUUGGUUUCUCCUCAGCCCAAUAAGGAGAAAGAGAAAGAAGACAACAACAAGGACAGUAAGGACAAGAACAAAGAAAAGAAGUCAGAGGAGAAGAAACCUAAAGAGGCUCCGGUAACAACGGCAGUACUGAAGGUGGGCUUCCACCGUGAACGGUGUAUUGAGAAGAUUCAAAAGACUGUCUCUAAAACCAAAGGUGUGAGUGGGUUUUCAAUAGAUCAGGAGAAGCAGUUGGUGACGGUUAAAGGAACAAUGGACGUGAAAAAGCUCGUCAGGAGUUUGACUGAGAAGCUAAAACGUAACGUGGAGAUUGUGGCGACGGCCAAGAAUGGUAACGCAAAAGAGAAACAGUACGUGGCGGCUCAGCCUGCUCACGGGUCUGCGUAUUUUCCGGGUGAGGAUGGAGAUUCGAUUGAAUACUUAGCACCUCAGAUUUUCAGCGAUGAUAAUCCGAAUGCUUGCUUCGUUAUGUGAAGCGGCGGAAGAACAUUGACGGGUAGUAGAAUUGUAAA